AUGAUGGAAGUCGAACAUCCUGCAGCCAAAGUUCUAGUAGAACUUGCUCAGCUACAGGACGAAGAAGUUGGCGAUGGUACAACAUCUGUGGUAAUUAUUGCGGCACAACUGCUUAAAGCUGCGGAUGAAUUAGUUAGUCAGAAAAUUCACCCAACGACCGUAAUGAGCGGAUAUCGACUUGCGUGCAAAGAGGCAUUGAAAUAUAUGCAGGAAAAACUUUCGAUCAACAUAGAUGAAUUAGGUCGUGAAUGUGUCCUGGCUGCAGCUAAAACAACGAUGUCAAGCAAACUGAUUGGACCUGAAUCAGAUUUUUUCGCCGGCAUGAUAAUUGAAGCUGUGGAAGCUAUGAAAUACAGUGAUGGACAAGGUGGCUUUAAGUAUGCUGUAGAAGCAGUGAAUAUUCUAAAAUCGCAUGGUGGCUCUACACUGGACAGUCUUUUGGUUCGCGGAUAUGCGUUGAAUUGUACUGUCGCUUCUCCAGGCAUGCCAAAGCGAAUCGUUAACCCUAAGAUCUGCUGUCUGGACUUCGGUUUGCAGAAAGUCAAAAUGCAUCUGGGCAUAAAUAUAGAAUUGGAAAAUCCGGAGAAAAUUGAAGCAAUUAGACGAGAGGAAAUCGACAUCAUGAAACGAAGAGUCGACAGAAUUUUGAAGACCGGCGUCAACGUUAUACUGACGACCGGAGGCGCUGACAACGUGUACAUUCGGCAAGUGGAGGAAGCAGGGGCAGCCCUUGUUAGGCGCUGUUUGAAGAAGGAUCUUAAACGUAUUGCGAAAGCCACCGGUGGUAAGUUUAUUUUUGUCGUUAGGUAUCGACCAUUCUUAUACGGCAUUUUGUGA
This is a messenger RNA of Soboliphyme baturini, 837 nucleotides long. The record is from the annotation of a GenBank genome assembly. NCBI's taxonomy places the organism in Eukaryota, Metazoa, Nematoda, Enoplea, Dioctophymatida, Soboliphymatidae.